AUGAGACGACGCUUCACUGCGCUGAAUGUGGAAAACAUUUCACCCGUAACACAUAUCUCGUUGAACAUCAGAGGAUACACACCGGCGAGAAACCGUACUCUUGUUCUGAGUGUGGUAAGUUUUUUUGCCCAAAGCUCCUAUGUUAUGUCACACCAGAAGAACCACAUAGGGGAUAAGCCAUUCUCUUGUUCAGAAUGUGGGAAGUGUUUUACCUGCAGCUCACGCCUUGUGACAUAUCAGAGGAUGCACAUCGGAGAGAAGCCAUUCUCAUGUUCUGAAUGUGGGAAAAGUUUUAUAGUUAAAUCGAGGCUUCUUUGCCAUCAGAUGAUUCAUACAGGAGAAAAGCCAUUUCCGUGUUCUGAAUGUGGGAAAUAUUUUACUGAUACGCCAAGUCUCAUUAAGCAUCAGAGGACUCACACAGGAGAAAGACCAUUCCCAUGUUUUCAUUGUGGAAGUGUUUUACUGAUAAGUCAAGUCUUGUUGCUCACCAAGUGUUACAUACAGGAGAGAAGCUAUUCUCGUGUUCUGUGUGUGGGAAACAUUUUAGUCACAAGUCAAGCCUCUUUUACCACCAGAGGAUACACACAGAAGAAAACCCAUAAUCAUGUACUGAAUGUGAAAAAUGUUUUAACCAUAAAUCCUGUCUUGUUACAUAUGAGAUGA
This is a messenger RNA of Pelobates cultripes (western spadefoot toad), 663 nucleotides long. The record is from the annotation of a GenBank genome assembly. NCBI's taxonomy places the organism in Eukaryota, Metazoa, Chordata, Amphibia, Anura, Pelobatidae.